Messenger RNA from Pteronotus mesoamericanus, 3378 nucleotides. It is a transcript of the gene PNPLA8, whose product is annotated as patatin like phospholipase domain containing 8. Bases 263 to 2617 code for a protein of 784 amino acids. Gene Ontology annotation, biological process: arachidonate metabolic process. The record is from RefSeq and is a predicted model, not a curated record. The transcript is spliced from 10 exons. Gene Ontology annotation, cellular component: membrane. Lineage: Eukaryota; Metazoa; Chordata; Mammalia; Chiroptera; Mormoopidae.
GCUGGCGGACAGAGGCGGAAGUUGGAAGCCUGGUAGGCCCGGUCUCCUGAUCUCUCCUUGGAGGACGCUUCCAGGCAGAGGGCGGAGAGACUCCCAGCUUGCCGGAGGCCCCAGGACCUAGGCUCCAAAACGCGACCAGACUACAGAAGGAGCUCGCGAGUGCUGGGGCUCUUUGGUAAGACCAUGAAAUAUGGCAUUUCUUAAAUGAAGCAUUCAGGAAUGAAGUGAAAGUCAUAACAAAUAGAAAAGUGAUUUCUAAGUUAUGUCUAUUAAUUUGACUAUAGAUAUAUAUAUUUACCUCCUUAGUAAUGCACGAAGUCUUUGUGGGAAGCAGAAAAGCAAGCAACUCCAUUUCUUGUGCUCACCUAAAUAUUCCUGGAAGAUAAGCCACAUCAGUCUACAAAGAGGUUUUCAUACAAGCAAAAUAAGAUGUAAAUGGAUCAGAAGUGAAGCCUAUUCUUGCAGUAAACACUGUUACUCUCCAAGCAACAAUGGUUUACAUAUUGGAAUUUUGAAACUCAGCACUUCUGCUCCCAAGGGACUUACAAAAGUGAGCAUUCGUAUGUCCCGUAUUAAAAGUACUUUGAACUCUGUUUCAAAGGCUCUUUUUGGAAAUCAGAAUGAAAUGAUCUCACGUUUAGCGCAAUUUAAGCCAAGUUCUAAAACAUUAAGAAAAGUAUCAGAUGGUGGCUGGUUAAAACAGCAAAACAUUAAACAAAUCAUCAAAUCUCUAAAAAACCAUAGUGACAAAUCAGCAGAAAAGAGUUCUGUUCCAGAAAAGCAAAGUCACAUUAUAGAUAAAGAAGAAGAUAUUGGUAAACAAAGUGUUUCUCAUUACACAAAUAGUAUAACCACAAAAUUUGGAGAGUCAUUCUACUUUUUAUCCAGUCAUAUUAAUUCAUACUUCAAACGUGAAGAAAAAAUGUCUCAAAAAAAGGAAAACAAACAUUUCCAGGACAAAUCAAAACUUGAAGAUAAAAAGGUUGAAGAAGAGAAAUCUAGUUCUCCAGAUCCUGGGGUGCAGACUGAUAAGAAGCGAGGCUCAGAACCUUCUUCAUGUGCUGUGGACAAGCCUGAAAGUCCCAGCGGCACACCUGAGGUUCUUCCUGUUUCUACUAAACAAAGUAUUGCUAACUUUCUUUCUCGCCCCACUGAAGGUGUUCAAGCUUUAGUAGGUGGUUAUAUUGGUGGACUUGUCCCCAAAUUAAAGUAUGAUUCAAAGAGUCAGUCAGAAGAACAGGAAGAAGCCACCAAAGCUGAGCAGGCUGUCAGCAAAGACAAAAAUGCAGAGGAAAAAAAGCGUUUAUCUCUUCAGCGAGAAAAGAUUAUUGCAAGAGUGAGUAUUGAUAACAGAACCCGGGCAUUAGUUCAGGCAUUAAGAAGAACAACUGACCCAAAACUCUGCAUUAAUAGGGUUGAAGAACUAACUUUUCAUCUUCUUGAAUUUCCUGAAGGAAAAGGAGUGGCUGUCAAGGAGAAAAUUAUUCCAUAUUUAUUACGAUUGAGACAAAUAAAGGAUGAAACACUUCAGGCUGCAGUUAGAGAAAUUUUGGCUUUAAUUGGCUAUGUGGAUCCAGUGAAAGGAAGAGGGAUUCGAAUUCUUACAAUUGAUGGUGGAGGAACAAGGGGUUUGGUUGCUCUUCAGACACUACGAAAAUUAGUUGAACUUACUCAGAAGCCAGUUCACCAGCUGUUUGAUUACAUUUGUGGUGUAAGCACAGGUGCUAUAUUAGCUUUCAUGUUGGGAUUAUUUCAUAUGCCCCUGGAUGAAUGUGAGGAACUUUAUCGAAAAUUAGGAACAGAUGUGUUUUCCCAAAAUGUCAUCGUUGGAACAGUCAAAAUGAGUUGGAGCCAUGCAUUUUAUGACAGUCAAACAUGGGAAAAGAUUCUUAAGGAUAGAAUGGGAUCUUCACUAAUGAUUGAAACAGCAAGAAAUCCCACAUGUCCUAAGGUAGCUGCAGUAAGUACCAUAGUAAACAGAGGGAUAACACCAAAAGCUUUUGUGUUCAGAAACUAUGGUCAUUUUCCUGGAGUCAAUUCUCACUAUUUGGGAGGCUGUCAGUACAAAAUGUGGCAGGCCAUCAGAGCCUCGUCUGCUGCUCCAGGCUACUUUGCAGAGUAUGCAUUAGGAAAUGACCUCCAUCAGGAUGGAGGUUUGCUUCUGAAUAACCCUUCAGCAUUAGCGAUGCAUGAGUGUAAAUGUCUUUGGCCAGACGUCCCAUUAGAGUGUAUAGUGUCCCUAGGCACUGGACGUUAUGAGAGUGAUGUGAGAAACACCAUGACAUAUACAAGCUUGAAAACCAAAUUGUCUAAUGUUAUCAACAGUGCUACAGAUACAGAAGAAGUCCAUGUAAUGCUUGAUGGUCUGUUACCUCCUGACACCUAUUUUAGAUUCAAUCCUGUAAUGUGUGAAAACAUACCUCUAGAUGAAAGUCGAAAUGAAAAGCUGGAUCAGCUGCAGUUGGAAGGGUUGAAAUAUAUAGAAAGAAAUGAAGAAAAAAUGAAAAAACUUGCAAAAAUAUUAAGUCAAGAAAAGACAACUUUGCAGAAAAUUAAUGAUUGGAUAAAACUAAAAACUGACAUGUAUGAAGGCCUUCCAUUCUUUUCAAAAUUGUGAUGAGUGUGUGCAUAUAUUUUCAUAAUGAAGGCCUGUUCAGAAGAUCCACUGAAUUCAGUGAGGAAUCGCAGGGUUCAACAUGAGUUAACUUUGAAAUACUUGUAAAUUCUUGGGAAUCCUAAAAAAGAUGGUGCUUGGACCAGCUUGCACAGCACAAGGAGUAUACUUGGUUUCAGAAUUUAUAAGGAAAUUAGGUUUUUAUGAUGUUAAUAAUUAACUAUGCUUUAGGAAUUUUAUUAUUGUGCUAGUUGGUUGUAGUAAAUAUUGGUGUUAAUAUUGUUUGAUGUUUGAAAAUUUAUUAAUAUAUGUGCCAAACAAACUGAAAAAUAUCAUAUACUUGAUAUUUUUUCUUUAGUCACCAUAAUCAUGUUGAAUUUAUUUGAUCAUUGAUUUUCUUCAAUGUGGAAAAGCUAAUUUCUUAAAUUUACAUCACAUGUUUUUAUGAGCUAUAUUCCGCAAUCCAAAUGUUGCCUUUUACUGUAAAAUCAUUUAAACAUAGAGAAAAUUGGAAUUUUCUUUGUCAGAGGACUUUUACAUUGGAAAUAUGAAAGGACCAGAUACAGUUCUCUAUUCAAACUUGUUUAUUUCAACAUUGUUUCAUUUAAAAUCAUAGAAGAGAUUCCAGUCAAUCACUUUCUGCCCUUGAAAUGUCAAGAUAAUUCUGUAUGUUAACUUUUCUAGCUCUAGAUUACUAUUCACUGUUAUGAAAUUAAUUACUUGAAUUUACUAAGAAAAUAUCCCUAUCAUUAACAAAAAUAAAC